AAAAAAUCGGGAUUGACUUCGCACCUUAUCAGUUCUUCGCUCCACAUAUGGCGCAGUGCAUGUAAUAAUGUGCAAUGUGGAUUAUUGGACCAUGUCUAUGCGCCUCUCUGCGCACGACCGGAGUACAGGUGUAGUCCUGUUAUUCUUGACAAAAAUGUGCCUCCAGGGAUUUACAACCCCUAAUUUCUUUUUACUCCUACGUCGGGGAGGGACGCCGGGGGAGAAAGGAAAGAUAGGAAAAGCCGGAAGGCCUCCAGGCUACUUUUGGCGCACCAUACUCUGUACAAACGAGCGGAUCUGCGAUUCUACGGAAAGGUCUUAUUGCAAUGUGCUUCAGCCUGGGUUAGUCCUAACUGCACCGGAUUUGCACAGUACCGCCGUAGCGAGCAUCAUUAUCUAGUUCUUUUUUCUUCUAUCAUGAGCAAUCUGCCUACCUAAGUUUGUGCUUGAAACCCGUAAUUAUCUACAAAUUCGAGAAACAAUAACCAACCGGCUGUUGUAUUCCAAUGCAUGUCAGUUAUAUUAGUAGCAUCGCAUGUUCUGAUCCGGAGAUGGUGCGAUAAAAAAAACCACAACAUGAACCAGCG
Messenger RNA from Aspergillus versicolor CBS 583.65, 587 nucleotides. RefSeq lists its product as uncharacterized. The transcript has a single exon. The coding region runs from base 68 to 400 and encodes 110 amino acids. The record is from RefSeq and is a predicted model, not a curated record. Lineage: Eukaryota; Fungi; Ascomycota; Eurotiomycetes; Eurotiales; Aspergillaceae.